Molecule: messenger RNA, 865 nt
Organism: Sabethes cyaneus
Lineage: Eukaryota; Metazoa; Arthropoda; Insecta; Diptera; Culicidae
Product: glutathione S-transferase 1-like
Exons: 2
Coding region: 107-865 (252 amino acids)
Biological process (GO): glutathione metabolic process
Molecular function (GO): glutathione transferase activity
Source: RefSeq, a predicted model, not a curated record
AUUGCCAGAGGAGGAUUGUCAUGAAACAGUGUUUGCUCUCGUCAGUUCGUUGUGCGCUGUAUUUAAAAGCGAAAGUUAGUGAGGUUGUGUUCCCGUUUUUGCCACGAUGACAAUCGAUCUGUACUGUCACGUAGUGGCACCCGUCUGUCGAUCGGUGAUGAUGCUGGCCCAAGCCCUCGGAAUCGAACUGAACCUAAUCGAAACGGAUGUGCUGAAGGGCGAUCAACACAAGCCAGACUUUUUAGCGCGGAACCCGCAGCAUUGUAUUCCAAUGUUGGUGGAUGGCGACGUAGUUAUCUGGGAAUCGAAUGCCAUUCUGAUGUAUCUGGCUGAAAAAUAUGGAACCGUGGAUAAAAUGUACUAUCCGAGAGAUAUCGUCGAGCGAGCGACCGUGAAUAGAUUGCUGUUCUUUCAAAUUGGCACGCUUCACCGAGCACUAUCCCAAUACUACUAUCCAAUUUUGACCGGAAUUGGCGAAGGAAGACCGGAAGAUUUUCGAAAGGUUCAAGAUGCUGUAAAAGUGAUGGAUAGAUUUCUCGACGGUAAUAAAUGGUUAGCAGGCGAGCAGCUGACGGUAGCUGACUUCAGUACGGUCGUCAGUGUUGCAUCCCUGGACGGAGUGAUAAAGUUCGAUUUGAGCGCUUAUAAAAAUGUGUUUCGCUGGUACCAACAGUGUAAGAAGGAAUUACAAGGAUUCCAAUCGCUCACAAUGGAAGCCGUUGCUCGAUCGAAGGAAUGCAUAGAAGCAUACAAGAGGUUCAAGAGAAAUGAAUUUGCACGAGCUCAAGAAGAAGAUUGUGAGGCUGCUGGUUGCAGUACUAGUGGUACUAGAAGCGAUAGUAGUAGACCCCCUUGUACAGAUUAA